This is a messenger RNA of Knipowitschia caucasica, 1227 nucleotides long. The record is from the annotation of a GenBank genome assembly. NCBI's taxonomy places the organism in Eukaryota, Metazoa, Chordata, Actinopteri, Gobiiformes, Gobiidae.
AUGUCUCCUUCUCUGACCGCUACGUUUCCUUCACUGACCGCUACAUUUCCUUCACUGACCGUUACGUCUCCUUCACUGCCGUUACGUUACGUCUCCUUCUCUGACCGUUACAUUUCCUUCACUGACCGUUACGUCACGUCUCCUUCUCUGACCGUCACGUCUCCUUCACUGACCGUUACGUUUCCUUCUCUGACUGUUACGUCUCCUUCACUGACCGUUACGUCUCCUUCUCUGACCGUUACGUCUCCUUCUCUGACCUUCACGUUUCCUUCUCUGACCGUUACAUCUCCUUCACUGACUGUUACGUCUCCUUCACUGACCGUUACGUCUCCUUCUCUGACCGGUACGUCUCCUUCACUGACUGUUACGUCUCCUUCUCUGACCGCUACAUCUCCUUCUCUGACCGUUACGUCUCCUUCACUGACCGUUACGUCUCCUUCUCUGACCGGUACGUCUCCUUCACUGACUGUUACGUCUCCUUCUCUGACCGCUACGUCUCCUUUACUGACCGGUACAUCUCCUUCUCUGACCGUCUCCUUCUCUGACCAUUACGUUUCCUUCUCUGACCGUUACGUCUCCUUCUCUGACCUUCACAUCUCCUUCUCUGACCGUUACGUCUCCUUCUCUGACCGUUACGUUACGUCUCCUUCUCUGACCGUUACGUCUCCUUCACUGACCGUUACGUCUCCUUCUCUGACCGUUACGUCUCCUUUACUGACCGUUACGUCUCCUUCUCUGACCGUUACGUCUCCUUCACUGACCGUUACGUCUCCUUCUCUGACCGUUACGUCUCCUUUACUGACCGUUAUGUCUCCUUCACUGACCGUUACGUCUCCUUCUCUGACCGUUACGUCUCUUUCUCUGACCGUUACGUCUCCUUUACUGACCGUUACGUCUCCUUUACUGACCGUUACGUCUCCCUUACUGACCGGUACGUCUCCUUUACUGACCGGUACGUCUCGUUCUCUGACCGGUACGUCUCCUUCUCUGACCGGUGCGUCUCUUUCUCUGACCGUUACGUCUCCUUUACUGACCGUUACGUCUCCUUCUCUGACCGUUACGUCUCUUUCUCUGACCGUUACGUCUCCUUUACUGACCGUUACGUCUCCUUUACUGACCGGUACGUCUCCUUUACUGACCGUUACGUCUCCUUCUCUGACCGUUAAGUCUCCUUCUCUGACCGUUACGUCUCCUUCUCUGACCGUUACGUUACGUCUCCUUCUCUGA